Messenger RNA from Xenopus laevis (African clawed frog), 3799 nucleotides. It is a transcript of the gene sp6.L, whose product is annotated as Sp6 transcription factor L homeolog. The transcript has 2 exons. The record is from RefSeq and is a predicted model, not a curated record. Gene Ontology annotation, cellular component: nucleus. Bases 894 to 1910 code for a protein of 338 amino acids. Lineage: Eukaryota; Metazoa; Chordata; Amphibia; Anura; Pipidae. Gene Ontology annotation, biological process: regulation of transcription by RNA polymerase II. Gene Ontology annotation, molecular function: DNA-binding transcription factor activity, RNA polymerase II-specific; RNA polymerase II cis-regulatory region sequence-specific DNA binding.
CUAGUAAGGUGAGGUGGUGGGAGGAUCUGAACUGGGAAAAAGGCAGAGGUGCAACCAGGAAAACUUAGGUGUGAUCUGCCUGUGAGUGAGGAGAGAGAAAUUUAGGAGUUGUACGCACAGUUGAGGCUCCAAAUAUCUGAUCUGGAGGGAUAUCUGCCUGGAGGAGGGUGAUCUCUCCAUGUUCUUAGAUGGUUCAUCUAAAAUGGUCUUCAGACUGCAGAGGUAAAGUUGUCUCUGUUGUCCCCUGGUCAAUCACCCUAUAAGAUCGACAAGAUAUUGGAAUGAUAUAAUCUUGUGACUAAACUCUGAGUUAUAUUGAAAAAAAAAAAAAAAAUCAGUGAUUCGCUCAAGGACUCCCAUUGGCUCGAGUAACAUUUCUAAAAGACGGUGAACUAAGUUGCACAUGCAGAAUCACCAUCCGGCUGAUUCUUGGAUGUCCAGAGGCUGCUGAUCUCCUUGAAUGCCUCAAGGCUUCUAAUCGUCAUAUAAACACUACCUGCCAAUAACUAGAUGCCCUCAGGCUAGUCAACGUCAAAGCCUCAAGGCUCUUUACUCUACAAGUAAGGUGCAGUAUCUAAUUCCAAUCAGUCCCGUGGGAAAAUAUUUCUGGAGAACCUUAAACUUCUGAUAAACUGAUGAAAAAAAUGCAAGGCUUCUAUAAACCGGUUCUGGUUUAGGAUAGAUGAGCAGCGAAGGUGGUGGGUCACCCAAUAAGCAGAACCAAGGUUUCCAAUUAAACCAGAGUCAUGACCCCAUGAUGUUCCAAUAGUGUCUGUCAUAAGAAUUACAGCUUCAACCUGAUCAUCUCACCGCAUCUCUAGGAAUCUGGAGCAACUUUGUAAAUCUGAAGUGGAUUAUAAAAAGAUAACCACGUCUGGGUCUCCAUCUCUGCAAUGCUGACUGCUGUUUGUAGCUCUUUGGGGAACCAACCAUCUGAGACAACUGGCUCUCCGUCAUCACCUGAGAUCUCUGUGAGACCGUACCUUCAACUUUCCGAAUCAGAUUCAGGACUUUCCUUACAGCAAGACUGUAUUCAAGAGUGUUCCUUUCCUGCUAGCGAGAAAUACGCCUCCCUGACCUCUGUGAGACCCUCCGGGCAGACAUUUUCAGUUCGGGAAUCUGAGGAAAGCAACUUAUUUCCCAAGUUUUUGCACCCACCUCUAGAUAUGUCUCACCCAUAUGAACCUUGGAUCCGACCCCCAGGUCCAGGCGGAUCUGGAGAAGAGGGUGGGGUACCUUCUUGGUGGGAUCUUCACGCUAGUUCUAGCUGGGUUGAUCUACAGCCUGGAGCAGGGGGCUUUUCUGCUUCUUCACCACACCAACCUCCACUUGGAGGUUAUAGCUCAGAGAUGUGUGUGCCUCCCCCACACAUGCUUCCUCCUUCUUCCCACCUCAUGGGAGCUUUGGAACCAACUCUGGACUCCCAUUCCUCUGACCAGGGUUCAGAAGGUUCACCUCGACCCAAAGGUGUUCGAAGAGCGAUGCCACGGAGUGCAGCCCAAGCAGCCUGUCGUUGUCCUAACUGCCAAGAGGCAGAACGUGUGGGUGGUGGAGAUGGUGGCAAGCACAAAAAUCUUCACAAUUGCCACAUUCCAGGAUGUGGCAAAGCAUAUGCCAAGACCUCCCAUCUAAAGGCUCAUCUGCGAUGGCAUAGUGGAGACAGACCAUUCGUGUGCAACUGGCUGUUCUGCGGCAAGAGGUUCACUCGGAGUGAUGAGUUACAAAGGCAUCUUCAGACCCAUUCAGGGGCUAAAAAGUAUCCGUGUUCCUCCUGUAGUCGUGUCUUCAUGCGCAGUGAUCACUUAACCAAACACAUGAAGACACAUGAGGGUGAAAACAGGGGGGCAACAGAGGCAUCAAGUAAGGCCAAGAGUGAGCCAGAUGAGAGUGGAGCAAGUAACACAAACUGAGACUUUACAAGCAACUAGGGGGCCCUGUCCUGGAUGAGUAGAUCCUACCUCCGGACUAGAACAAGAGAGGAGUUCUGUAACAUAUUUAAUUUAUUUUGUAGAGGCAAUAGAUUAAGUGUUUCAGCACCCUGACAUAAUAUCUCAUAAUGUUUCCUUAACAGUCUGUAUCAACACAUUCUCUAUUUGGACAGUGUAAUGAAAUUCCAAUGAUAUGACAACACCGAAAAAAGAUUGUAGGGUAUAGAUAUCAUUUCAGUAUCUACAGUGCCAUCUCAAUGACUCUUGGGCAUUAUCAUCUAUGGGAGAAGGACAUAACUGAAGGAAGUCUUCUUAGUUACCAAUAUGGAGAGGAGUUGUAAAUGAGUAAUAGGACCAGUCAGCCACAUAAAGGGCCCUCGAUAGAUUAGGAAGAACGUUAUAUAGGACGUAGCUAGAUACCAAGUAUGGAGAUUUAGAUCUUCUUGUUUGAAAGUCUAGCAGAUGAGUUAGAUUCUACCUGGUGGAGGACCAAAAAGAGGUCAACAAGGUAUAGCAGUGCCACAUCAUUGUUAGUCCAUUACAAUAGAGAAAGCACAUGGUUAGGAAUGAAAGAGGACACGGGAAUGUAUUCUUCAGGCUAAUAUCAGAAUGUCCAAGCCAAAGGAGUGUUCCUGGUCAGACAUUUGUUGGUUACAAAGGUGUGAUAAGCAGCAACGAGUCUACUGGAAACCACAUGCAAUAAUAGAAGCAACUGACAGAAGGGAGACAAAGGUAACUUUAGAGACAGAACAGGGUUAUUCAGAUUCAAGAACAUUAAUAAUAAAUAUAAGAAGAUGCUUUGAGUAUUAAGAAAGAGUAAAUAAAGGAACAGCUGGUAGAAGAGAGUGCAGCUUAUUCCGAGUAAGUACCAGGGAUAAGUACUAGGGAUGCACUAAAUACACUAUUUUGGAUUCGGCCGAACCCCCCGAAGUUGGGAAGGGGAAAACAUUUUUUUACUUGUUUUGUGACAAAAAAAGUCACAUGAUUUCCCUCGCCACCCCUAAUUUGCAUAUGCAAAUUAGGAUUCCGAUUCGGUUCGGCCGAAUCCUGAUGAAAAAGGCCGAAUCCCUAAUAAGUACUAUUGGGGGGACAGCAAGGAAACCAGCAGGGGAGCAGUCCCUCGUUCAGGGUUGGAGAAAGCUGGAAACUGUUGAUGGAUAGAGAAGACUAUCCUGUCCCAGAGCUGAGCUGUAUUUUCUGAUGUUCCCGGCGUUUUAUUAUUCCCAGUGCCGGGAGUUCUGCUAUUCCCACGCCCAGUGAUCCCGCUUUAAACCCCUAUAAGCCACUCUCUGUGCUUUUAACUUUAACUACCACCUUGCUGGUGUUUUUUUCCGUCCCCUGAGUGUCAGCAAAACAGAGAAGCCAACAAAAUGUUUUUGGGAGAAGGAUGCCAAGUUAACCCUUUGCUCUCCCUCUCGUUAAUCAAUGAGUGGGGGGGGCGGCCUCUCCUACACACAAGCUCACAGUGUAUUGUGGGGGAAAUGUACCUAUAAAACAGGGUGUGGAGGGAUACGGGCGAAGAAAUGCUCCACGCCCCAGAAAAGCACCCGCACGCACUGGCUGCACCCAGGGGACCUGUAGGGAACUGAAUUAACCCUCACCUGCCCAAUGGAUAGAAUUCCUUGGAACUGGUGUACGGGCCGAUGUGAUGGUUGAUUUAUUGGGGCGCUCAGUCUGGAACACGGCCAGUAAUUCUACUUUGUUUCUCUUUUAUCUGUAUAGAAGCCACUAAUCCAUGUAUCAUAUUUGCUGUGCCCUGUUGUGGCCAUUUGUUUCUUGUUAAAGGGCUGCUUUGCCUUUAAGUUGACUUUUAGUAUGUUAUAAAAUGACCAAUUCUAAGUCACUUUUCAGUUUUCAGUUUUUUCAAAUAG